AUUUAAUUCGACGCGAGCGCACGUUAAACCGCGUGAAUGCAAUCGAAAAAUCGAAACGAGUUGUGUAGUGUUUUUGUCCUAAGAAGACGACAUCGUCAAUGAGACGAAUGGCAUGAAUAUUCAUUCUGUCUGUCAUUUCACACAUUUUUACCCGUCGCUUUGUGCAUUUCAUUCUCCGUUUGUUUCUCGGAUUUAUUCAAUAACAACAAUGCCGAAUGUACGUUGAGUUCGAUUGGAAUGAGAAAACAAAGUAAAUAGCCACAACGGCAACAGCAACAACAACAAUAGUAAUAACAAAUAACGCAACGUGGGGUUCUCUACUACGAAUAAUAAAGAAAAAAAUACCAACAACAAUAAUAACAAAACCCCCAUCAAAAAUGAGUGCGUGUGUGUGCGUAAUGGGGAGUAGUGAAAAAUCAAAAAAAAAAAAAAAAAUAACCGCCAAAAAUAAAAUGCAAAAGUGAUUGGGAGUUAGAUAAGAAAUCCAUCCCUAGAUAAAGAAAUAUAUUCAAAUUGAGAAAAACUAAAGUAUGGUGGCAAAAAUAAAAAAUAGAAAAAAAAAAUAAAGCAGUGCAAGAGAUAAAAUUAAUUGUUAAGUAAGCAAUUGAAAAAGAUAAAAAUUCUCACAAACAAUAAAAAUAAAGAAAUGUUUAUCUAAAAAGAAAAACAAAACGCCAAAUAUAACGAUACAGUAAAAAGAAACCAAACAAAAAAAAUUGUGGUGGCGAAAAAAAAGAAUAAAUAAAUGUUACUUCCUUCCAUGAAAUACUAACAAAAAAUGCUCUCAUAAAAACUGCAAGUUUUUAAGAUUUUUAAUUUCGAAUAAUGUUCUAAUCUGGUCUGCACACAUGCCGCAUGUGUCCAGAAAAUGUGUAAUGGCAAUGGAAAUAUAAAAUUUGGUGGGGUAAACGAAAAAAAUAUAACCGAUCGACCCUUAGAGGUGGCCACCAAAAACCUUAAAAAUAUUUAAAAUCUUAAAAAUGAAUCAACGAAGAGCGUUAAAUGGAAUAUGAAAAAAUCAGCAAACAACGAAGUUUAAAUUAAAGCAGACCGUUAACAUUUUUCAAAGAAUAUUCAUUGAAACGGAAACCACAAUCGCUGAAGUUUUUUUCUUGACGUGCUUCCACUUCAAUUCUUUUUGAAAAUCCAUAAUAUUUGGUAUUUGUGAAAAAAAUCUGGCCUCCCUUUUUUGACUUCGAGUUGGCUGAAAAGAAAAGAAACGAAAAAAAACUAAAAAAACGCCAACUGGAAUUCUCAACAAACCAACCCAGCCAGUCAGCCAGCCAACAAUCAACGACCGCUUCAACGACGACUACAAAAUAAAGUUAUUUAUUGUCUAAUUCCAUAAACAAACGACCCAAAGACCAAAACCCCACCAAGCACAGUCUCUUUGGUCUGUUAUUUUUUGUGGGUCUGUCUCCGCAUUUUUUCAGUUUUUGUUGUGUUUUGUUUUUGGAUGCCAAAACCAAACCCAAACCCCCACUAAAAACUGUAAAGAACACCGAAAAAAUUGAAACAUGUCGUCUACCAUGGCUACAGCGACAGGCGCAGCAACAGCUCCAUCACCGACAACAACAGCAACUUCGGCGGCAACACGCACUUCGGAUUGUCGUAAAUUUUCACCAAAUAUUUUCAACAAAAGCAAAUGCAGCCAUUGUUUUCGUCAGCGUGAAGAGCACAGUGCUGCAGCUUUGGAAUGCAAUCGGCCACUGGUGAUAAUCAAGCCUGCUUCCCGCAAGGUUUCGAAAUGUGGAUAUUUAUUUGUAGCACCAGAUUGGGACUUUAGCAAUCCUCUUUAUAGAACAAAGAGAUGGCAAAGAAGAUGGUUUGUGCUCUAUGAUGACGGUGAGCUCACAUAUUCAGUGGAUGAACAUCCCGAAACUGUUCCACAGGCCUGCAUUGAUAUGACUAAAGUGCUCGAAGUUACCACAGCUGAAGAUAUUACAGGUCAUACGAAUUCCAUUGCCAUAACAGCCCCCGAUCGUGUUACAUUCGUCAAAGGUACCUGUUCCGAAGAGUCAAAAUGGUGGCUUAACAUUUUAAUUGCCUUUCCCAAGUCAAAGGGGCGCCACAAACGCAAUGCCACCUUCCCAGGGGCCCAAUCAACCUCCACCAUACUGCAGUCAAGUAACUCGGAUGCAGCCACAGCAGCUGUGGUUCGCAAUCGUCAUAAUUCCUAUCAUAAGGAUAUUCUAACGUCUACUCAGUCUACGGGAGUUUUGUCGACAACUACCGUUUCCUCCAAAUUAAACUCAUCAACGACGGCGGCAUCGUUGUCCAAGGCCAAUAACAACGGUAGUUCAAAAGUAUGGUCACCUAAUGAUGGUGUCGCAAAAACGCCAAACCCAUCAACUAUUACAAGCAGCAGCAACAGUGGCAAAAAGAAGAGCCCAAGUGUGGCAGGCUCAUCAAAGAUCACAAAAAACGCUGAUGGCAUUACAAACAAUCGCAAUGUUGCCAGUGAUGUUUUAGCUUCUGCGGUGGAUGGCAAUGAUGAUGAUGAUGAGAAUGAAGAGGACGAUGUCGAAGACGACGACGUUGAUGAUGAUGAGGAUGAUGGAGUCGAGACUGGGGAAGAUGAUGAGGAGGAUGUCGAUGAGGAAGAGGACGAAGAAGAAAGUGGUCAUUCCACAGGCGAAGAAUGCAAUACCAAAAAGAAAAGCUCACCAACGAAUGUCCACGAUGAAAAUAAUCGCAAUGCUGUUAAUGAAAUUAAAAGUAGAGUUUCACCACCCUGUCUGCUCAUUGAAGAUAUACGACGUGAUGAGAAAACCAUUAAGGAUUUGGCCAACACCAUCACCAAUCUCAGUCAACAGCAAAAGAAUCGUUGGACGUCGGCGGCGGUCAAUAAUGUUCUGAAUAGCAUCAAUAAUAACAAGGAUGAUAAAAAUGCACGUGAUGAACCUGAUUUCUAUAGACCAACAACGAUAAGCAAACAAAGUGCGGCCGCGAAUGGUGAUGCUGGUAACCAUCUAAGGCCGAAGUCGUUACCAUUGGCCUCCAAUUCCUCACCAGCCAUAGUCUCGGCAAUUGUCAAGAAAAUACCGCCAGUGUUGGCUACAACAGCAACAGCCUCUAAUAAAUCUAGUCUACGCUACCAUCAUCAUCAGCAGCAGCAACAACAACAACAACCUAUAUACCAAAAAAGCAAGCAACAGAAACAAGCCUUGGAACGUGGAGAUCCCGAUGGUGGCUGCAAUUUAGAUGAUCUUUCAUCCAACUAUUUGUCGAAAACAGUAGAAUUGCGUGUGAAUCCUGGACCGCCACAUUCAUCCGUUGCAUCCGCUACAUCGAACGCUAAAACACCCACCAAUACUACCUCGUCGUUGGCAGAGUCGCUGAAUGCAAAGAAAGGUUGGCUAAUGAAACAAGAUAAUCGAACUGGUGACUGGACCAAACAUUGGUUCACCUUGAGCGGUGCUGCCCUAUUCUAUUAUCGUGAUCCUGUUUCCGAAGAACGUGGGGUCUUAGAUGGAGUAUUGGAUGUUAAUAGCCUUACAAAUGUGGCCGAAGUCAAUGCCAAUAGAAAUUAUGCUUUCCAGUUAACAACAUGGGAUAAGCGGCGCCUAAUAUUGGCCAGUCUCUCGCCGAAUUCACGUAAUAGCUGGAUAGCGAUUCUUAGAAAUGCUGCAGAGCUGCCAAACUCAGCAUCAGUGAGUGCAGUCUCAACUUCCUCCAGCUCCAGUGCACCCAACAGUGCUCACACACUGGGCAACUGCGGUGGAGCCUCAAAUUUAAGUAACCAAAGCAAUUGUGCAUCAGUCUCCUUGGCCAAUGAAAAAAACAAGUCAAUACCUGCCACAACAGAGCUGAUCAUCAAAGACAAUACUAGCGAUGAUAUGAAAAGCGAAAUCGAAAAGGAUUUCAUUAAAGCUCAGCGUAUUAUGCAAAGUUAUCCCGAGUCAUCAAGCUUGGGUAGGCUGAAGAAAUUGUCUAGCGAAACUAGUCCCAAGGUGAUAAUCACCAAUGCCAGUGCUGCGCCAUCAUCCAAGUCACCCGUCUCCCUGCUCAGUCCACAAACCCCACAUACACCAAAGACUGCUUUGCACUUUUCAUCUGAUGAAGAAUAUCGCACUGCCUCCGAGGGAGGUAGGCGCGAUAGCAUUGGCGACUGGGGUUCUCCACUGUCGCCUUCUCCUCCCACCACAAUAAAUAUGUUGAGAGCCAAAGACCGAAUGCGAUCACGCACUACCACAGCCUGCCCCCGCUUGCAUAAGAGAAGUCGAUCCUCCCCGCCUUCGUCUAGACGCAGCACUGUCGACAGUGUUGGAUCUGACGAGUUACCCCUCAUACACACCGUCCACGAAGAAAUUAACCUAAAUGUGGACAAAGGGUUGCAGUUUCGUUUAAGUGUGGUCGAAAAAGAGCGUGAUAUGCUUAGAGACGAAGCCAAAGAACGAGAAACCCGAAUGUCCGAAUUACUGAAUACUCUAGAGCGAACGGAACAAGAGUUAAACAAUCGCAUUCAGGAAAUGGAAGAGGUUCGCGAAAAUCUAACCUCGCAGCUAGAGGAUGCCAAGAGAAAUGCCGCUGAGAUCAUUGAGAGAAUCACCGAGGAGUUGGAAGAAAGCCAAAGAAAAUCUAAGGACCUGGAAGGUCGUCUAGCCCAGGGUAUAGAAGAAAAUGAGAGUCUAUAUAAACGUCUACGGGAAUUAGAAAGUUGCAGUCCAGCCAGUUUUAGCAACCUACAGCGCAGCAAAAUGAAACGCAUGGAUUCCCUGAGUGACUUAACGCACAUCAAUGACAUUGAUCCCUAUGUCUUGGAAAGGGAUUCACUGGCUGAUGAGUAUAGCGAACUCAAGGGUCGAUUUGAAAAGGCCGUAAAUGAGAUUCGCGCUAUGAAAAGAGAACUCAAAGAGUCGCAAAAUCAGUAUGACACCCUGGAGAUUUCCUAUGCAUCACUCAAACAGGAUCUUGAACGCAAAGAAAUCGAAGAUCAAUCCCAGUUACAAAUGAUGGCUGAUCGCAUACAAGAUCUUACCCUGAAAUAUAGUUCGUCAGAGAGACAAGUACGUUCACUCAAACAGAAAUUAGCCAAAUCAGAACGCAGGCGCUCGCUAUCCCUGAAGGGUAAGGAACAAUUGACUGUAAGCAAAGAGUUGGAAAUUAAAUUGAAUGACUUAGAGGCCAAAAUUGAUGAAUUGGAAAAGAACCAUAGUUUCGAUUUAAAGCAACCUAUUGCGGAAAGCCAUCCUGUCACUAAAGCAACCAGCAAAAAAUCUUCUCGUCGGCGUUCCUUGGAAUCCUCUGCCUCAGAUUCUUUGCAAUUUUUGGUACGAGUUAACGAUUUGGAGAAACGCUGUGAAGGGGUCAACCCUAGUUCAAGGAGUUCAUCAUGUACCCCAACACCAACCCCCAACUCCAUUACUCCAACCCUAGAGUCACCGUCCCGCACACCGCCAAACAGCAAUUUACGCCUAUCCGAACAUUUGCUGGAGCGUCUUAAGUGUUUGGAAACUGUUCUGGUUUCUAGCAAAGACCGUCUCGAACAAAGUCUAAGUCAAUUGCAAAACUUACGUUCGUCGCGCAAUCGUCGCUCAGUUUCACCCAUUACCGACCGCAAAGAUUCCUACCGCUUUGUGGAACGUUGCCUUCAAGAUGUUGUUAAGCUCAUCAGGGACUCUACGGAGACGUGUGUCCUGCAAGGUUCCCAAGCUGAUGUAUCACAGCCACCGGUGUACGUGCUUCCCGAUUCUAGUCCAGUUAAAAAGGCCUUAACACAAUUGGAAUCUCAGCUGCGCUCCAAACUGGCCGAACUGCUCAAGCAACGUCGAAUGUUAAGAGAACGCAACGAACUGACCAAGAGAAAGGAUUUGGAACUAUUGGCGGAAAGAAUAGCCUUCGAGAGUGUUUGUUUUGGGAAACUGAGAGACUCCGUGGAAAGGGCUGAAAAUCCCGAAUUAUUCAGUGAGCGUCAGACCAGGGCAGAGGUAGCCGAAACAUCGCACUUAAUGUCAAUGCUCAAAGCAAAAUUGCAGGGCAAGUGUACGGUAAAAACUAGUGGUAGCCUGAACAUUUUGGCUGGCGUCUUGGCCCGCAGACUCUUGCUGUCUAGUUAUCAAAGGACACAUGGAUCCCCAGCGACCACUGCAGAAACUUCCAGGGAAGGCGUCAAACUGUCCAUGGAGCCAGUUGAUCAAAAUAUGUUAGACGAUCUAUUAAGACAACAAAAUGAAAUCAAUGUCAUUGCAAAACGCUAUAAAAACAAUGCCAUGGAAAAUUUGGCAGCUAGUCUUGCAGCAGAAACUUUAAGCUAUAUAUCGACAAAUGAUUUGGUACAAGGAGCGGUCCAAGAAGCCUGGCGCCAGGCCCAAGAGACGGUCAAUGCCGAACUGGUGCAAUCAGAAAUCGCACACAUAAUGAUGCGCAAUGCUGAAAGACUGGAAAGCUCCAUUACACCAUCGUUUGGCUACACCCUAACGUCAGAAGAACGGCUGUCAUUUGAGAAGUUUGCUGACGCUGUCCAUGAUGUGCUACGCAAGGAAAUGGAAGUGGCUGUGACCCAGCUCACCCAGUGCUACGAAGAAACUAUGCAGCAAAUGAAGCGCGACCAAUGGCGCAUGCAUUUGCAGCAUGAGCGCAAGAGCAGUGAGGGUAGGCAAUUACUUUCCGAGUUCGCAGACAUUGUUGCACACAAAGCUUUGAUUGAUGCCCGCAUUGAUGUUCUACGGGGCGAGUACGCCUCGCAGACCGCUGCCAAAAUUGACGAAGAGAAGGAGGUAAAAAAGCUCGGCAUCACAACCUUACAAAAAUACGAGAACCUUUUCGAAGAGCUGUCCUCCGAUCUACAAAUCACCAAUCCCAAUGACAUUCUACUCGAGGCUGACUUUGAGUUCAUGUACAAACAGCAUGCUGUUGAUUUUCUCAGCGAUCGCCAGGUGCUGUGUGACAUUUCCACCUUCCUCAGCCAGCUGGAGGACUCUUUAAUAGCCCUGCAGUGUGAGGCCACCUCCUCCAAUGAACACAUACCGCGCACCGAGAUAUCCAUCGAAUCACUACAAGAUGUUUGUCACAAAUGCUGUGAGCUACGCAAACGAGCAGAUCAAUUGUUGAAAGAAGUGCAUCGCAAACUAAAUGAUUCGUGUCAGCAUUGCCUGCAGGUGCGCGAAAAACUGCUCAGUCUAAACGGACAGCAUGAAAGUGAAAUUCUUCGCUUACAACAAUCACACGCCAAAGAUUUAGCAGCACUCAUGCAACAAGUCGAACACCAACGUACGACCAUGCGUUGUCUGGAGGCUGAGAAGAAUGCCAUUAACCAAGAUUUAAAUAAAAGCGAGGAGCUAAUGGAGGAGCGAGAACGUGAGCUGCAGACGAUAACACAAAUGCUGCAUACCAAGGAGGACGCACUGCAAACCACCCAAGGUGAGCAGCGAGAAUUAUUGAAACGACUCGAAACGGAAGAAGAAAAAGUGCGUUCAUACCAGGAGGAGAGCGAUGCCCUGACAAUGAAAUGCGCACGCCAAGACGAUGAGUACGUAAUGCUGUUGCAGGAACGCGAUUUCCUUCAAACCGAACUAGCCAAAGAGCAGGAACGCAGCAGACGUUUAGAAAAACGUGUGGAAUUGCUGGAAAUGGAACAUGGCAAACAAAUGGAAUGCCUACAACAAGCUUAUAGCGAUCAAAUGUUGACCCAUUGUCCGGACUUUUCAAAUGUCAUCGACGAAGAAAGCUUCCGUCAACGUUACCAAGGUGAAAUCGAACAAUUGAGGACACUCUGUGAAAAGGGUUUGUCAGCUAUGGAAUCGUCACAUCGACGUACUAUUAAUGAUUUGGAGGAGAAGCAUAAACAAGAAAUUGAACGUUUGCUAAUCGAAAAGGAAACAGCCUUGGCCGAAGAAACGCAGGCAACAUUAGCUGCUCUUGAUGCAAUGCGUAAGGCUCACCAAAGUGAGGUACAACGUGAAGUUGCACGCUUUAAACAAGAAUUUCUUAAGCAAUUUCAACAAAAAGGGGAACGUACUUUGGAUUCAACCAAGGCGAAGGAAGAAGAAUUGGAGGAAUUGCGUCAGGAAAUUCUAUCAUUCUCCGAAAAAUAUUCCAUCAAAUGUGUUGAAAAUGCAGCACUGGAGGAAAAAUUACGUGCUGCCAAUCAAAAGUUAAAGCAUUACCAGCAAAUGCAACAAUUGGAAUUAAGAAACAAACAAUUCCGAGCCCAUUUGGCAUCCGAGGAUCCUACCAAAGAUAUGCUAUACGUCCAAGGUUUGACGAGACAAAAAGAUGAUGGAGAUGACAAUGAUGAUGGAGCUGUGUGUCAAGAUAGUGAGCAUGUGCAUGCAACAAGGAAUUAUAAUCAAGAUGGUAGUAAGGAAACCAGGAUGCUGAAUGAACGGAAUGAAGAUGCAAACCAUUGCAAAGACAGCCGCGAACAAGUUCAUGGACAAAAUCGAACCGGCCAAUACUGGCAACAACAAAAACAGCAGCAACACGAACAGACAAAAACAAUGAGAGCCCUAGAACUAUCUCUAACAGCAUCAGCUCCAACAUCAGCACCACCUCAGCCAUUGAAGAUAAAGCAACAUCAUCAGCAAUCACAAUCUAUCAUCAUCACAGCUUCAAAUACUGCCGCUACAACCACCACCAGAACUCCGGUAAAAACAUGUUACAUUCCUGAUCGAAAAAUUCUCGUUGAUGAUCGUGUUCACAAUAGCCAUAAUGACCAUGGCAUUGAUCAUGUUGCUGCGGUAAACUACACUUCACCUUCUUGCGAUGCAACAACAUCAAUAACUAAUAACACAAAUUUGAUUACCACCACCACCAUCACUACUACUACACCGACUCCAAGCUUCACCAGCUCCAUCUGUUGUCCUGGCACCACCAGUAGAACCAACGAAGCUGCAACAACAACAGCGUCAGAAGCAAUACCACUUACUAAUGUCAUUUCUUUGCCAGUGACUUGGGCUUCUGGAUUGGUGGUUCCAAUCAAUAGCACCAACAAGAACACCAAACAAAAAUCUUCUAUAAACUUAAGUGGUGUUGUUGGCUUUGGCUCCAGUGAAAAUGACGUUGUAGCCAUUUCUGCUGGCAAUCACAACGAUAAUGAUGAUGUUGAUGCUGUCUCUGCUGCUGAGGAUGGUGGUUGCGGCAGUGGCCAUGCGGUGGCUGCUUGCGUUGCUGUUGUCGGUAGUAGAUUUUCCCAAGAUACCGAAGAUAGUUUAAACACCAAUUGUCGUUACUCCUAUGAGCCAUGUUACAAACAAACCAAUUUGUUCAACUAUCAAAAUAGGAUGUUAAACUUUGAAGGUGUAAAAACAACAUCCAAAACCACAUUUGGUAAAAGUUUGAAAACUUUGAAUAAUCAAAAGAAAAUAAACACCACUAAACAUACACGGUAUCAGAAAGCUCAUCAACAACAACAACAAAUUCAAAUACUAUCAGAAUUGUCUGCAGCAACAACCAUAAAAUCAUCAUCAUCAACAACAGCAACAACACAGACAGGAAAAGGCCAACAGUCAAGCAAUAACAAACAAUUCGCUGCACCAAAGCAACAACCGCAAAUUUAUCGUUCAAUAAAAACAUUUCAAAUUAAGGAAAAUCCAGCCAAAGCCAACGACAUUUCGGGAACAAUGGCUACUUGUGAAUUUCCCGAGGCCUCACAAGAAGAGUUAACAGCACCAAACCGAACACCGGCCACAACCACAUCAACAACAUUAAAAUCUGUACUAAACCCAGUGGAAUUACCAAAGAAUUUUAGUGCUAAUAAUACAAUUAAUUUAAAUUUAAACUAUCUCAUUAAUAUGGAACAUAAAAAGCAACUUAAUACUACUACCAGAAACACAAAUAACAGCAUCAGCAACAACAAAACUAUACCAAACACAUACAAAACCAACAACACUGCAAUCACAACCACCACUACAAUUGCAACAGCAAAGAAUGAUAUGAAACAUUUAAAAAUAGCCGAGAAAAGUGCAAUUAAUUUAAAUAGUUUUACAGACAUCAUUGAAAAGGCUACAGCAGCAGCAACAGCCGCAAUAGCGAACACAACCAACCCCAAACUAGUUGAUGAUGAUGACGAUCAGCAACUCUCCAGACCGCAGCAAACGCUAAGCCAACCUAUGCCGACAGACGGCUCAACUUCUGCAAGUAAUUAUGGACGAGUCCAUUCGGAGCAAAAACACCAGCAGCAAAACCAUUCACAGCAACAUCACCACCAUAACACUAUAUGUCAUGAUACGGAUGCGAUGGCAAUGACAACGAAACGAUCCCGUAUUAGCAGCUCGCCCCCUCCCUUAGAUGGAAGGGACGCAGAGCUCAGCACCAGCACUUAUGUCAUCAACGACAGUAACACAACAAGAACAUGCACCAUUUCAAAUCAUCAGCAACAUUUAUUAGCAUCACCAACAACAACUGCAAACACUGCACCAAAAUCGCAAAGUAAUGCAUCGAGACGUUUUGAAUUGGAAAUUUAACUCAAAACGCCAAUUUGCCGUAGAAAGCAUGAAACCAGGUGUGACAUUCCAAAGAUAUUUCUUAGAGAAGCGCAUAAUUUGGAGAUAAAGAAAACACAUUCAUUACAUGUUGUAGUAAAUAAACAAAAUUUUUAUAUUCUAAUAUUUUUUUAAGAAUCAUACGAUGAUAAUGAAAAUCAAAGCCAAAUUGAAAAUCACUUCACUUAUAAGAAGAACGAAAGUAUAGAUUUACCUAGAAGGCUCACUUGUUUGUAUUAUAAACUGAAACUCAUAAUGUGUAGUAAGACUAUGCCUUUUUUUAAAUCAACCAACAUUCUGGGAAUAUACUCUAUAUAUGCGGUUCAAGGCGCAGAAUAGUAUACUCAAGGACUCGAGGUGGUUUGUCUUAGAUGGUGUGAAAGGCAUUAGCCCGAAGUCGUUUGCGCGAACGAACCGUGCAUAGAAACAAUUUUGUCGGUAGUGCCAGGUUCGAUCAACUGGCCAAUCGAUUACAAACCAGUGUGAUUUUCGCGAAAGUCUCGCAUUUCUCAUAAACAACACUAGGUCACGACUGAGAAAACUGAUUUCCGUGGUUGUAUCGAGUUACAUUCCAUCUUCGGCCUGAUGUCCAUAGUGUAGAUAUUGAAAAAAUCAGUGGGAGUUAAACAUUUGUACAGCGCUAAAGAUGGCUAAAGCGCUUGAAUGCUAUCUUCCACACUUCGAGUACAUGUUUGCCCAGACUGCUCAAUAUCAAUAAUGUCGAUUAAUAUGGACGAUUGUAAUGAGUUAGUGAAUCGUUUGUGGGACAGUGUACAACACAGCGUCUUUCGUGCAUUAUUAUUUACUCUGUUUAUUCGUCCCCACUCAGAAAUUGCCAGCAAAUCCUAAGAAAGUAUCUUGUUCACAACUGCCUUCUGUCUUCAAUCUCCUAUUAUCGAAUGAAAAAGAAAGGCAUAGGAUGUUGUCAUCCGCAAACGACUAUGUAGGACGCAAACUUAGACUCUAUAUAUCGUCAAUGAAAAUAAAAUUCAGAUAGAGAGAAAGGACAAAGCUUAAUGCUACCGUACACUUACCAAACUGGUUCAUAGAACGACGGCAUCGUUGCCACAGUAAUACCACCAGUACAAUACCAUUAGACUCGAAGUAUCUAACAAAAUGGUGGUAAACCAUGCUCUACAUUACCUUAGAAAGCGUGGAAUAUAUAGCUACUGCUCAGUUAUUCGCGAAACUGUUCGCUCCAACUUUUUUGAGGAUGGACAGAACGUUCGCAAAGUUCCAACGCUAUGUGCAGACAUCCGCGUUGUAAGCAAAGCUAAAAAGAUUGCGACCGUCGCAGAACACUUCCAUAGGCCCAGUGACGAUAUGUCAUAUGGCCCAGGCAUUUAUUUACGUCAAGAUGCUCCAGAACCCCUCUAACUCCACGUGUUCGAAAAUAUAUCUGAGGUGUGGAACUAGAUACGUCUUCAAUAAAGGGGAGCGGUUGCAGGGAAGACAGUACACGAAAGUCUUGCCUGUUUGCGCAGCAAUUCGUUACUAGUAUUUAUGGGAUUUAAAGUCAUGUCGGGCGACCGGUUUAUAGGCGGAUUAUAUCUUCUUAUAUAUAAAACUGAAAUUGUGUUUGUUUGUGACUCAAAAACGGCUGAUCCGAUUACCUUGAAAUUUUUACAGAUUGUGUAGGUUGGUCUGGAAGAAAGUAUAGACUAUAUAAUUUUUCGUUGUCGGAAGGGAAGCGCACCCUCCUCCUUACCUUAAAAACACCACCCAAAAUCAAAAAUGGACCGAUCGAGUCUCAAAUGAAAGUUAUUGGAGAGUAGAAUACGAGUAUGGUCUUAAAAUUUGAGUCUAAAAUCCCAGCGGGCCGCCCCAACCACAAAACUCCCCCAAACAUCCAAUGAAAGGCAAAUGGGCAUAUUAGCCGACCAUGGCUAAAUAGGACUCAAAUGAUAGCAAUUCGAGAGUAGAUUAAAAAAAUGCCGUUAAAAAUUUUUGGUAAGGUGGCGCUUAACCUCCUUAAACCACCUCAAAAACGUUAUGUGACCCAUCAUGUAAUAAAGUUUUGGCGCCAAGUGAUUGUGGGUAAACCCAGCCCCAAAACGCUCUCCAAGCCUUACAUAUAUGUCGACCAUAGCAUAGCAAAUUUCACAAAUGCGAAAUGUCUACCCCAAAAAGAACCCCACGCAAAUGGAUAUAUAUGUAGAUCAAUCAUGACAAUAUAGGGCUCAAAUGAAACAGGACUUAUUUUUCGACUAUGGUAAUAUGGGGCUUAUAUAAAAAGUAUUUGAGAGUAUACCACGAAGCUUAUAUUUACUUUAAGGGUCAAGUGUCUGGAUGGACACCUCACUUCCAAAAUACACCUCAAACCGGACAUAUUUACCCACUACAAUAUAGGAAUCCAAAGAAAAGUAUAAGGGAGUAGAACAGACCUCUGCGCUUCAAUGACACGGACAUUUCACCCCACAUUCGGGGUGAAAUGUCCCCACCUUAAAACCCUACCAAAACAGGACAUUUAUAUCGACCAUUGCAAUAUAGGGCUCAAAUAAAACGUAUAUGAGUGUUAAAGGGGACACUACGGAGCAAGCUCCGUUUGUUUUCUAUAAAAUGAAAAA
Messenger RNA from Stomoxys calcitrans (stable fly), 12991 nucleotides. It is a transcript of the gene osp, whose product is annotated as protein outspread. The record is from RefSeq and is a predicted model, not a curated record. Lineage: Eukaryota; Metazoa; Arthropoda; Insecta; Diptera; Muscidae. Gene Ontology annotation, biological process: actin filament organization. Gene Ontology annotation, molecular function: actin filament binding. The transcript is spliced from 13 exons. The coding region runs from base 1518 to 10406 and encodes 2962 amino acids. Gene Ontology annotation, cellular component: actin cytoskeleton.